CAAUCAUUAAAACCCUAACUCAAGGGGUAGGGAGCUAAACCCCGAGUUACUCUGAAACCCUAGGAUGUAUGUGCACAACAAACCCUAGAUUGGGGUAGGGCAUGGCGUCAACCCUGGUCCAGUAACUCUAAUAACAUCCAAAACGGUAAGGGCCCGCCGCACAAUAACAUUGUUUGCACGCCUGGAUGAUCUUUCUUUUCUUUUCAUAUUUUGUCUACCACUUUUAAGAAUUCUCAGCUAUGUACUGAGCAUGAUAUAUCAGGAUUAAGUUUUGUCCGAACGCUGUGCAGCUAACGGUUGCUGGGCUUUUUUGUGUGGCUAAAUAUGGCAAAGCGGGGCCAAAUUUGAAGGCGGGUGAUGGAUAACUGAUUUUUGUUUCAGAUUCCAAUGCCAUAUAGUCUUGAGAUGGAGAAACUGUGAUUUGGGGAAGCCUUUAGGGUUUGAGAAUGAUGACGACAAGGUCGAGAACGGUUUUUUAGGUGUUAUGUCGCCGACUGAGUUAUCGACACCAAUUCUUUAGGCUUCGUCCAUUAGUUUAUGUAUUGUACAUUCUGUGAGUGUGGGGUCCUGCAAAUUUCGGUAUGGUGACUGAAAGUCCCCUGCGGAUGCUGUCAAGUUUGGGAAUGGGAGGCGCCCUGGCGGAUAACAUUAGGGCCCCUGGUAUGUCCAUACAGGAUAGCUAUGGGGAGGGGUUUGCUAAAGAGUUGGGAAUGCUGCUGCGAGAUCAGAAUCUACGUGAGUCCAGCGAGAGGGAGAGGGAAUUGAAUUUAUAUCGCAGCGGCAGCGCGCCUCCCAGUGUUCAGGGAUCGCUGGCGGCGGUGGGCGGUCUUUUUGGCAAUGGCUUUGAGGCCAACAAUGAUAUACAGCUAGGAAAUGGUUUGACUUCGGAGGAGGACAUCAGAUCUAAUCCUGCCUAUUUGGAGUACUAUUAUUCUCACGUUAAUCUUAAUCCGAGGUUGCCUCCUCCUCUUAUUUCCCGCGAGGAUGGGCGGCUUGUGCAACGACUUCAAGCCACUGGGGCUGGGGGGCAUGGCGGAAUCGGUGACAGGAGAAAAGUGAGGCCUUUUGCUGACGGAAACAGCAAGUCUUUGUUCUCCACACAGCCCGUGCUUCCGACACACAGGGAGGAGAAUGAAUCUUUGUCUCCUAGAGGAGAAGGCUUGCUGCGGCAAAGCUCCGCAGAAUGGCUUGAGGGAGGUGAUGAUGGUUUGAUUGGCUUGUCAGCUCGAGGACUGGGUUCUCGCCGGAAAAGUUUUGCAGAUGUUAUACAGGAAGAUCUUGGAAGAUCUACGGCAAUUUCUGGACAUUUUUCCAGACCUUCUAGUAGAGCUGCACAAGAUGGCGACUUUGAUCAGAUGUCUUUGGCUGCUGAGGCUCUGUCUAACUCAGAAGUAGCAAUGAUAGAAGGCCUGCGUUCUCGCUCUGCAACCCCAGGUCUUACCAGAGUUCAAAGUGUUGGGGGGGCUCAAUCUUCACAAACUUUUGCAGCUGCAGUAGGUGCAUCUCUUUCAAGAAAUCCAACUCCAGAACCUCAGCAAGGCUCGGCAGGGUUAGCUAAUGCUGGAAACUUUCCAAUAUCUGAGAAGCAGAGCAUUGUUAACCAUGACUCAUAUAAUAGGUUUUCAGCAGAAUCAGCAGAGCUUGCUGCUGUUUUGUCUUCUUUGAGUGUAGCAUCAAAUGGGACAUCUUUCAGUGAAGAUCUUAAACACGUCAAAUCACAAAUUGACCAGGAAAGCUUAAAAACUCAAGAUCAUUCAUACCACCAUCAAAGUAUCAACCAAAAUAUACACAAUUCGCAUAUUGCAAAAUCACAAGCUGAAUUAGUCAAGCCACCUAUUUUGACAGAAACACAUCACCAUUCCUACUCUGCACAAAAUCAAGGCAAGAAAGGAUUGGUAGAUGUUAAUAUGCCUUCUUUGACUUCUUCAUCUCUUACACCCAAUUUGUACAGUGCAGUAUCAACUGCUGGAGUGUCUAAUGGAGAAUGUUCCAGUGGACAAUAUCAAAACCCACUCUCUAGUUUUCCUAAUUUUGGCCUAAGUGCAUAUCCAGUAAAUCCGAUGCUCUUGUCGCCCAUGAUGACCAAUUAUCCUGUAACUGGAAAUUUGCCUCCCAUGUAUGAUAAUGUUGCUGCAGCAGCUGCACUUGCAGCUGCUAGCAUGGAAUCAAGACCUCAAGCUGGUAAUUUAUCUGGAGGAGCAUCGGAGGGUAAUUUAGAUCUACAAAAUUUGUACAGGGGACAAAUGGGGCCUGGAUAUCAGAUGCCAAUCAUGGAUGCAUUACACAUGCAGCAUUUACAGAGAACAUCUGAGUAUGCUGCACGGAUGGCUACAGGCUUGAAUGACUCUACCAUAUCAAGGAAUUACACCAGUGGUUCUUAUGUUGAUAUAAUUGAACUCCAGAAAGCUUACUUGAGUGCUUUGCUUUCUCAACAGCAAUCACAGUAUGGUAUGCCAUAUCUGGGCAGAAGUGGCAAUACAAGUUCAGGAUAUUAUGGCAGUCCUUUUGGUUUUACCAUGCCGUAUUUGGGUAGCCCAAUUGGAACUUCUAUGCCACCUGUUUCUUCAAUGGUACCUGCAACUUCACCUGCUAGGCAUAAUGAACGAAGCCUUCGUCACUCCUCUGGUUCAAAAGGUUCUUCUGGAGGAGCAGUAGGUACAUGGCAAACUGAAAAUGGGGGUAGUAGUAUAGGUUCAUCUUUGCUGGAAGAGUUCAAGAAUAAUAAAAACAGAUGUUCUGAAUUAUCAGAUAUUGUUGGACAGGUUGUCGAGUUCAGUGCCGAUCAGAUUGGUAGCCGUUUUAUUCAACAAAAACUUGAGACUGCAAGCAUUGAUGAGAAGACAAUGGUAUUUAAGGAAAUCUUUCCUAAUGCUUUGGUUCUUAUGACAGACGUUUUUGGAAAUUACGUCUUGCAGAAGUUCUUUGAGCAUGGCACUGCCAAGCAAAGGCGUGAUCUGGCAAAUCUUCUUUCGGGUCAUGUCUUAGCACUUAGUCUUCAAAUGUAUGGCUGUAGAGUCAUUCAGAAGGCCGUUGAGGUUGUUGAUAUAGACCAGCAAACAGAGCUUGUCUUGGAAUUGGAUGGAAAUGUUAUGCGAUGUGUGCGAGAUCAAAAUGGGAACCAUGUUAUCCAGAAGUGUAUUGAAUGUAUCCCUCAAGAUAGAAUACAAUUCAUUAUUUCAGCCUUUUUUAAUCAAGUUGUGACAUUAUCAACUCAUCCGUAUGGUUGUCGUGUAAUUCAGAGAGUACUGGAACAUUGUACAGAUGAGAAGAUACAGAGCAUUAUGAUGGAUGAGAUCAUGCAAGCUGCCUGUACUCUUGCGCAAGACCAGUAUGGAAAUUAUGUGAUACAGCAUGUUCUUGAACAUGGUAAGCCACUGGAGCGUGCUGCUGUAAUUAAGAAACUGGCAGGACAAAUAGUUCAAAUGAGUCAACAGAAAUUUGCUUCGAAUGUUAUAGAGAAAUGUUUACAAUUUGGAGGGCCAGCUGAGCGACAAAUAUUGAUUGGUGAAAUGCUUGGUUCAACAGAUGAAAAUGAACCUCUUCAGGCAAUGAUGAAAGAUCAAUUUGCAAAUUAUGUUGUGCAAAAGGUUUUGGAAACUUGUGAUGACCAGCAGCGUGAAUUUAUUUUGUCACGUAUUAAGGUGCAUUUAAAUGCCCUAAAGAAGUACACAUAUGGAAAACACAUAGUUGCUCGUGUUGAAAAGCUCAUUACAGCUGGAGAAAGGCGUAUUGGGAUGCGUUCUGCAUCUCUUGUAAAUUCCUGUUGAGAUAUGUACACGAGGACAUUGUAUAGUUGAUUUCAUGACAAAAUAUUGCCUAUGGUCACAUUAGAGUGUUGCAAUACUAUCAUUUCUGACAUGGUACUUAAGGAAAGUACCAGCUGGUGUAUAUGGGUAAAGAAUCGUUUUUAAUCAAAUUCCGUGUUGUAAAUUCUGUAGUUUAAAUGUUUGUAGUGUUCUUAAAUUGAACAAAAAGUAGGCAUAUAUGUGAGGAGCCCUUUUGCUUUGGAAAUUUCGAAUGGGCCAAAAUAUAGUAAGUCUUCUUGUGAAAGCUCAGUGACAGAUUGUGCAAUCAAUAAAGACUGUACAAAGUUUGGCGGAAUAACUGUAAAGGUGCAAUUUAGAUUGCAUUAGUUUGAAUUUGAUUGAGAUGUAUUUUGGCCUGUCAAUGGCUGCAAAGCACAACUUUUAACCUUUCUGGGGAAGUGCUAUUAUUCAGCAUGUACAUUCACUGUUUUGACAUGCGUUCGGUUUUUCCCAACGGAUGAAAGAAUUUUAUUUCCCAGAUUACUUUGUAGAAAUACAGCCUCUAUGCAGAUGAUGCUUUGUUACAGAA
Messenger RNA from Cryptomeria japonica (Japanese cedar), 4335 nucleotides. RefSeq names its product pumilio homolog 1. The record is from RefSeq and is a predicted model, not a curated record. The transcript has 9 exons. NCBI's taxonomy places the organism in Eukaryota, Viridiplantae, Streptophyta, Pinopsida, Cupressales, Cupressaceae. Gene Ontology annotation, cellular component: cytoplasm. Gene Ontology annotation, molecular function: mRNA binding. Gene Ontology annotation, biological process: post-transcriptional regulation of gene expression. The coding region runs from base 582 to 3767 and encodes 1061 amino acids.